Messenger RNA from Chondrus crispus (carragheen), 912 nucleotides. RefSeq lists its product as hypothetical. The record is from RefSeq and is a predicted model, not a curated record. The transcript is spliced from 2 exons. NCBI's taxonomy places the organism in Eukaryota, Rhodophyta, Florideophyceae, Gigartinales, Gigartinaceae. The coding region runs from base 472 to 912 and encodes 146 amino acids.
GGCAGGGCUGGAAGGCUAGGCGGUGCGGGUGAGGGCAGCGGCAUGGCUUCGGACGAGUGUGCGGUGAGCGAGAGUGUUAGAGUUGCGGCGAGGAGAAAACCGGAGCGGACGAGGCAACGGGACGUGGGGUUAGUGCAGUCGAUCAUGGCAAACAAGGGUGGUGUUCAGUGGAUGGAUGGUGCUUGUUGUCGGUUGAGGUUGGACCAGUUGUAUCGAGGGCGGUGGGGAUGGCAGAGUGGAGACGGAAAAGAAAGAAGCAACUACAUUGCUCCGGGUAAUUUAAAUAGAACGGGUGGGACGGAUGAUUCGGGUGCCGCGUGUGGGAGGGGGUGCGGAGGGUGGGCGGAGGAAGAAUGGUAAGGUAAGAAAGAAAUUCUUCCGAACAAUGUUAAGGUAUCGCGAAAACCAAAAAUGUACUUAUAUAAACCCCUAUCCACUGUAGGCCCCUGACACCGCUAAAACCCCAUAUAUAUGGCGGCCUCACGGCCACGAUGUGCGCAUCAUGCGUCAUGCGCAAUCGGCCAAUCAUUGCGCAUCAUGCGCAAUGAUUGGCCGACAGGCCGUCAGGCGCACUUCCCCGGCCGCGCGCUGUUGCGAGUGUGUGAAGUUGUUGGCAAUUUCGGGAGGAGGAAGAAGGGUGAAACAUUGUGGUGGAGUAGGAAGAAACAUUGCUGCCGCCCCUUCCUCCCUUUAUCUUUCUAUCGCUAUUUUAAACGAAUGGCGGUGGCUCGUGUUAUGCCAGCAAUGCGACCUGCUAAAGUAUUGGCUCGUGCGAGCCAAUUCAGAGAAUGGAUAACUGCGUAUCAUACCAUUCCCACCGGCAGGCUCGUGCGAGCCAAUCCUGCGAGCCGUACCAUUCUCAUCCCAUGUGGAACACAUUCCGUCAUUCAGAGAAUGGAUAACUGCGCCUAA